ACGUUUUUUUCGCCUACUGCGGAUGACGGUGGAAGGCGGUGUAUGUCCGAUGCUGAGUCGUGUUUAUGACAGGAGGCGUACUUCAUGCUAAUAUUUAUUUCCACCAGCAUUCGGAGGACAAAGGAUGUUUAAAUGAACGAAAAAGACACGGAUCUUGGUCAUUAACUAACUAAUAUUGACUCUGAUUGUUCAACGUAUCCGGGGUUGUUUUGAAAGGCCUGUGUUGCUGGCUUGCUCCGGGGAAUCCUCGGACUCGCUCGGUAGAUGCUGCCGGUGGCCGAUGUGGUUGAAGUGACCACAGGCUAAAGUGCGAGAGGUCUCUCCGAGAGAAAUGAGGCCAGUGGCGGUGUCUGACGCUUCAAGUGUCACCUCUCUGACUUGCUGUUAACCGCAAACCGACUCCACUUGAUCUUUGAGCUGUUUGUGCUCCUGAGGGAACCUUCUCAACAUGAAUCGUUACCUGCCUGUGGCAAGGCAGCACUUCCUUGCUGCACUAGCGAGCACUAGUGUGGUUGUGAAAGCCAUCAGUGCCCUGGUGGUUCUCCUCUACCUGCUCUCCUGGGCCCUGGACACAUCGUAUGUACUGGGGGUUACCCCAGGAUAUCUGUUCCCUCCUAACUUCUGGGUGUGGACACUGGUCACCCAUGGGAUCGUGGAAGAGCAUGUGUGGGGCGUGGCAGCCAGUGUUGGGACAGUCAUGUCAUGUGGGCGCCUGCUGGAGCCUUUGUGGGGCGCACUGGAACUGCUGAUCUUCUUUGCCGUGGUAAAUGUAUCCGCAGGCCUUCUAGCAGGCCUCUCCUACCUCCUCACCUAUGUGGCCACCUUCAACCUGGACUUCUUGUUUGCUGUCCGUGUCCAUGGAGUGGCCGGAUUCCUGGGAGGAGUCCUUGUGGCACUGAAGCAGACCAUGGGGGAUACAACGGUGCUCAGAGUUCCACAGGUAAGGCUCAAAGCAGCUCCAGCUUUGGUCCUCCUCCUCCUGGCUUUACUGCGUCUCUCAGGCCUCCUGGAAAGUGCCACCCCCCUUGCAGCAUACAGUUACGGCGCCCUGUCCGGCUGGGUGUACCUGCGCUUCUAUCAGAGGCACAGCAGGGGCCGUGGCGACAUGUCGGACCACUUUGCUUUUGCAAGUUUCUUCCCAGAGGCGCUGCAGCCGGCGGUGGGUCUGCUGGCAGGUUUGGUCCAUUCUGCCUUGGUGAAGGUGAAGGUGUGCAGGAAGAUGGUGAAGAGGUACGACGUGGGCGCGCCGUCGUCCAUCACCAUCAGCCUGCCGGGGACAGACCCACAAGAUGCUGAGAGGAGGAGACAACUGGCCCUCAAGGCUCUGAACGAGCGUCUCAAGCGCGUGGAGGACCAGUCUGCUUGGCCCAGUAUGGACGACGAGGAAGACGACGAGGUUGAUGAGAUCCGGACCGACAUGCAACCACUCCUCCCGCAUGACCCCACCUCUUCUAUGCCCCGGCCAGCAGCGAGUGGACCUGUUGGCAUGACCCUCUCCUCAUCCUCAAUGUCACAGAGCGGCGGAGCACAGGCCAACCCGGAGUCGAGCAUCAUCAGCUUCGAGGACGCACCCUCUAGAUCGUAACCUAUUUAAUCUAAUAGACGUGAUGAUCAUGUCACUGGCAGGUGUACUAACUUAAAUGAUGCAAGGUGUUAGACCUGUUCAUACACUGUUACUGUCACCUUGGAGUCCAAACGUGGGUUUAGUGUGUCUUUUCACUUCACACGUGUUGGAUGUGCACAGUGUAGUCAGUCAGGCCUUGGCUUCCAUCUUGCGUACAGAUGCAAGUUAAGCAGCCAUUUUCUCGUGUCCUGCUUUAAUCCCAACUGAACUGAGUGGGGGGCUUUUUUGUGUGUGUGUUUGCUUUUUAAAUAAAUGGUAAGUUGGAUGUACACUUCCUUUUAUUUUUAUUUUUAUUUUUGAAGCAGCCACUGUUGUUUGCCAAGAGAACUUGGGUUCAUGACAAAGACGUGGUCCCAAAAAGACAGACUCUACACGCUGCCUUUCUGUCAGGGUUUUGGUUUGAUAACACGGUGACGAAGAGUUGAAGUACAGACACGGUAUCGUCAGCACUAGCUGCUCGUGACGGGAGAGACGCUCCGGCAAAUCGGCAAUGAAAAAAAGAUUUAAACGCUAAGUGCCAGCUGCAAAUAUUCUGGACCGAUUUACAGUUUUAGGACUAUCUUCCAUCUGAGAACUGCUUAUUUGUUCCAUUUUCACUCCAGAUUUGUUCACCACUUUAUUAAAAACAACUUUCUGUCCUCGCACGGGUAGUGGAUUUCUUUUUUAACCUCUGAUUUGUCUGAUAUUUUAGGUUGACUUUGUCUAAUCCUGGACUGUCUUAAGAGUUAGCAAUAGCUGUUUUAACUAUUGCUGCCCUUUAUAUGGCCAAUUCAAUUUAGUGAGUUUGCAUAAUUUUUUUUUUCUAUAUACUCUCAAAAUGUACAGAUUUAGUUUGUGUCUGAUGUUAUCUUCCUGGCUGAGCCCACAGAGGGCAAAUUGCUCCGUCAAUAGAGUACACCUGCACUGAUCAGUCGUCAGCAUUGUUUGUGCUAUUUGAGCACUCUGGAUCGACUGCAUUUGUAAAAUUGCAGCACCUGACAGGUUAAUCCACACUGUUCAAUAGAUUGAGUGCAGGAUGAAACAUCAUGAGGCUAGAGAGCAGAUUAUUGAGGCCUGGAUUCCCAAUUGUCAAGGCAAAUUAGACACAAAAUAAACUUGCUAAGAUCAUGAACACGAUAAAUUGCGGCAUAUGCCCGUUAUAUUAAUAUUUGCAGUAGACCUGUUCAUUUUACAAAUUAUGGAUUGAAAUGAACGAAAUGCUCGUGUCCAAAUGUAUUGAAAUUGUAAACAAAUCAGACAAGAACUGCAAAUACGAACACAAAUUGGUUAUGGAACCACAGUUAAAUGUAAUCAAAUGCAUUCUGAUUAUUUUCUUAUUGUCCCUCUUAUGUAACAAACAUUUGAUUGAAAGCAGACAAAGAUGUGAAAUAAAAGUCACAUGCCAUUUUUGAGGGGCGGGGGGAGCACGAAGAAAUCCAUUGUGGUGGGCAGAUAACAGGAGUUUCCUCCAUUUUUGUUUUAUUUUGGGAAUUUAUACCCAAACCUAUGUGUUAGAUCACCAUACUAUCAGAUGCUUUUAACUGUCCAUCUCGCUUUUUGUGUGUUCGGGAAUGCAUUUAUUGUCUUUUAUUUUUUAAAUAUAAUUUGUAUUUUAUUUUUUA
Molecule: messenger RNA, 3225 nt
Organism: Phyllopteryx taeniolatus (common seadragon)
Lineage: Eukaryota; Metazoa; Chordata; Actinopteri; Syngnathiformes; Syngnathidae
Gene: tmem115
Product: transmembrane protein 115
Exons: 4
Coding region: 449-1585 (378 amino acids)
Biological process (GO): retrograde vesicle-mediated transport, Golgi to endoplasmic reticulum
Cellular component (GO): membrane; Golgi apparatus
Source: RefSeq, a predicted model, not a curated record